CUCCAACAGCGUUACUUUCCCCCACCAUCAUCGGUCUACAGUGCUGCGUGAGGCACAGCCAGGGCUUGCGCUGAGCUUUGAUGUUGCAGCCAACCGCCUCAAAAGUGUGACUGUGAUGAGGAGGCGCCCGGGGUUGGGAGGGGGCACCACCAUGUCAAUCACGAGGCGAGCAAACACCACUGCCAAACCGGCAAGUAGAGCCUCGCAAGAUGCUCAAACUAGAAGAAGAGAAGCUCAAGCUAACGUUUACCGCGACGCAAUGUUGGGGCCACAUCGGCUAGACACACAGAUCAGCCUCCUAAAUGCUUACGACACACCAGGCCCAAGGCAGCAGCGCUCCUCGCGACAAUGCGUCCGUGCAAUCACCAUCCGAUGAGUAAAAUCAAAACUUGAUCCGUCAUAUUAGGGAUUGUUGGUCCUGGCGGAGACGACUACCCCGAUGGGCCUUCAGUUGGUGAUGGCGUAAACCUUGUUCAAUAUGUGGCCUAUUUGACCGCAAAUCGCCCGACGGGUCCUGGUCGACAGGGUCGCCGCUCUUGCCAUCAGCCUCGUUUUCUAAAUCGGAAAGCCGUGCUGACGCCUUAGCAGCAUCCUGCGCCUGCGGGUUUAGCAGUUGCGGCUGCCCUGCAGCACAUCUGUCUGAACGACAACCGUGAUGAUCACCACGGCAAGCUGCAGCAAAGCGCAAGUGCGCUUCAGAUAAUCACCAAGUUUCGUGUUUCAACCCUGUUCGUGGCUUCUCGCGCUCGGUGAGGUUGCUUCUUGCCUUGCAAGGAGACAAUGAGUCGUGGCUUGCCUCGGCCACUAGCUCUUGCCACAGCCUGAUUUUGAACAGUGAGGAUAUUAUUAAAUGAAUCCCCGCAGCCUGCUUUGCCAUUCCGUUAUGAAAAUCCUUUCCAAACAUAUAGCCACGCUCGCAUUGAAUUUGUUAUUCUUUACCAACUUCAAUUAUCCGACUUACAUCUUAGUCAACACUGCUAGCUUCACUGCAUUUACGCCCCCAUUAUGAAGUAUUCCAUCGCCCUCGCGGCAGCUUCAGCUGCUGUUGCUACUGCACGCAAUGUUCCUCGCCAAAACGUAGACGGCAAAGAGAAAGUAUGCUACCCCGACUCAACUGGCACUGUUGCUCCUUGCCAAGAAAUCUACAAUAUCGAACAGGCUUGCCAGCCUAAUGGGACGGCCCCAAUUGACUACGAAGCCCAUGCGCAGUGUAUGUGCAAGGGUAGCUACUUUCAGGACUGGGCCGGCUGCCAAAAGUGUCUCAUGGUACAUGGCCUGCGCAGUGAACGCGAUAACAUCCAGUACAGCAAUGUCCUUAGUGUUGCUUCCAAGGCACUCUGCUCUGGCACUCCCACUGCCGCCUUUUCUUCCUACUUUGCGUCUGCGGAAAGCACUGUGCCAGUUGUGGCUACUGGAAACACUGCCAGCUCCGAUCAGUUUCCCGGCAAGACAGAAGUGAGCCUGUACUACACGCCGACUGUUUCCCAAGGACCUGGUGCAAUUACUGGCUCUGCCGCAUCUGCUACGCACAAGGCUACACCAACGGGAGAUGCAACAUCUCCUGCUUCCACCAAGAGCAAUGCUAAGAGCACAACUAAAUCCUUCAACGACGCCGAAGGCCCUGGCGCCACACAUACAUCCAGCAGUUCCACUAGCAAUGGGGCAGCCGCACCUACAAAUCAGGCUGGCAUGGCAAUGAUUAUUGCUGGUGCAGCCUUGAUGGCACUUUGAACUCGCUUAGGCAUAGUUUUAUGAUUACGGUUGUACGCAGUUUGAUGGACGAAAUAGAUGAUGGAAAAGCACGCUGUACGAUGCCGUUAGGGAAUACCUUUAAUGAAUUUACGUCAUUUCAAAUUCACUGUCACUAUGAAUUGAUUGAUGCUUCAUGUAUUCAUAUAUCAUAAACGACUCCAGUUUCGUCAACUAGUCCGCGUAAGGAUGGGAACUGUAUGUACUAUCGGUGUCUAUUCUGGCAUAUGGGUAAAUGGUUUGGCCAAGUGCUCUUGGCAGAAGGGAAGCUUUCCAACGGUCCAGAUUUCGGUAUCCUAUGCAGUGUUAAAACAAUACGCCAAAUACAGUCAACUUUCCAACAUUGCUACUUACAGGCUUGAGCUUAGCGCGCUGAUCGGCAUCCAGACAGCCGCCCUUGAGUGCAAUAAUUUCGGGAGCAGCAUCGGGGUCGUGUGCAAUGGGAGAGCCGCAGUCGGAGCAGAAGAGGCGAUGGACAGCCUUGCCCGAGGAACCGGUGCCACUCCACUUCUUGAUCGGGCCAUUGAUGGUAAGCUUCUCCUUGGGGACGACGACGACAAGAGCUAUAGUAGUAGAGACAGAGUCAUUAGCUACUGAUUUGAUUACGAUCGAAUUUUCGAUGCUAAAAGAGCUGGCAACUUUCAACAGCAGAUAAAGGACGUACAGUAUGUGGAGCCGCUCUGACGUUGGCAGUCGUCACAGUGGUCGUAGCCAGUGAGGAGGGGUUCCUCGACGUCAGCAGAGAAGGUGACGGCUUUGCAGAGACAGUGGCCAGAGAUGGGCAUUGUGGAAAUCGACUCGGUGGCUAAAGUGUGUGUAGAUGAUGUGUUGGCGGUCGUAAGAAACAAAAAGCAGAUUCUGCAGACUGGGCUGACGCCGCACGACGCUGGCUUUAUACACGGUGGGAAGCUCGGGGCAACUAGGCUUGUUUUCUCAGCAGCGCAAGUUAUCGUGUCAUCAUCUCAUCAUCAAGUCGCCCACCUGCCGCUCGCCAGUUAGCGGCAAGGUACACAAGAGCCGGCUGCACUGUAGCUUUUGCAUUGGUGGGGCUCAGGAUUUCACCCGUCAUUGACAAUGACGUGGGGGGGAGGUGAGGAGGCGGGCGACAUGGUGAUAUCUCGGCAUUUGAGAUUUCACUGUCUGCAGGCCAAUUUUUCCGCAUCGUAUUUGACCAAUUGAGACAUUCGUGUAAUAGUGCUCCUCCAGAAAAGUACAAGCUCGAUAACAACCAGCCCAAGAUGCGGCAUUCUGCUGUGGAGGGAUACAAAAGCCUGUGGCUGCAGCUAGGUACAUACCUUACCCCACCACCAGAUGCGCAAAGAUUAUUUGUCAUUCGUAGCCACCACAGAGUGAGCGCCGGGGUCGAUAACCCUAUGGCAACUCAGCAUCAGCUGCCAACCUGGUGGGUUUCAGGUCAUAUCGUGUUUGUGUAUUUGGAAUAUAAUAUCUCGGUCGUAGUCGGCAUCGGUCUCGGUCGGCGCGGAAUCGGAUAUCGGUAGUCGAAAUCACCAAACAAGGAAUGUGCCUCGUACAGCAGUCUUGACUGCGAAAAACAUACCAAUCUUCGCCAAUAGGAUACCUACUGGUAACAGCUCUGGUAUACCUAGGAAGAAGCGCUCCGUGAUCAAUUGCUGCAAGGUAGCCUGCCUAUACGACGUCUUCAGCGGUCGGCUAGCCUUUGAAAAGAAUACAUCCAUGGAUGAUGCCCUGUAUGGUCUUGUCUCGCAAUCUUUCUGCGGCAUUGGUGUGGUUUCAGCAGAGGUUAACGGUCGGCUAAUCCGUUCGGGCAGUCGGCGCAGUAGCUGUAUGGCUCGAAAGUAAACCGAUUCUAGAAACCAGUUGUUCGUCGAGUCGUUCGAUUCCAUCACGGUGAAGAGCUGUCCGAGCGUAGCAACAUCGUCUGUCCAGAUGGUCAAAUCUUGCUCGGCUUCCUCAAUGAUCGCUCUGCUGGUAUUGGUGUAUUGCACGAUACGGGAGUAAAAUGCCGGCGUCAAGACUUGAAGUUCGAUAAUGCGGGGGUCGACUUGGGCGGAGGUAGGCGACCGGUACGUCGUUGGAACAUAGUUUGUAAUACCAGAGGGCGUGUACUUGACAGCCAACGGUUCCUUCGAACUUUCGACAACGGACUGUAAGUAUUGCCGAAAGCACAGCUCCAAGUCAGCUUCAACAGACGUCGCAACUCUCCCGAGCGUCGUUUUCAGUGGUUCUGGUCUAUACCAAACAUGCAGACUCCGCUUGAAGAAGAGAGCGGCCGCUUCCUUGACGAUUCUAGGAAACGUGACAAACCCGAUCCAGCACCAGCUCAUGACAAAUUUUACAGUCUGCAAAGCUGACAACUCCCGCGCAUCAACUGGUGGCCCGUCACCAAACAACCGGGCGACAAGCUUUGAGUGUUCUUUGGACGAACUGAGUCGAAUAGUGACGUCGAGGCCGUGAAACUUGGUCAUAGAUGUGUUGAGUGGAUCUCUGGCAAGUAAGCUGUAUGAUCCUUUACGAGAAUUAAAGGGUGAGACAUGGAAGUCCUUGUCCCAUGAGCCUGUGAUCUGACUUCGCUCCAUUGCGGAAGAUUCUUCGUCGUCCUUCCCUCUGAACACAAUAUAGGGUCGGCGUUCGCCAAAUGUGUUGUUGACCUCCAAUACUAUGGCAUCGAGCUUCUUUUCCUCAGUAUAAAGAUACCAAAAGGAAACUGGAUUAAAAUGAUAGCCUAAGAACUUGGCCGCAGUGAUGAGAUAGGCGUGAGGGUACUUGGAGGGAUCAACAUCCUUCUAAUUGUUAGAUUAUUUUUCGUAUCAUUCCUGAUAGACAACCUACCUCGCUGCGAAGAAAUUCUUCAAGUUUCCCCCGUAGUCCACUACGGUUGGUCCCGCGGGCAAGAUAGUCUGUGCCAUCCACAGUAAACAGGGUAUAUGAGAGAGCCCUCUGGAGCCAGCUCCAUCCCAAGGAUGAGGUAUCGACAGAAAGUAGUGUGCUAGCUCUCCCCUUAAAUCCAACAGGUAUUCCAACCGUUAGAUAAGAGUAGGAGAAAGAAUGUUUCUUAGGGAAUAAACGAGUGUGCGUGGUCCGACUGGGAAUAAAGACCGGUGGCACAAAGGCGCGCAAAGGAUUGUCCUUCUUCGUAGCGGAAGAGACCAAGUUGGCUAUAAGCAACAACAGAAGCCCAGCCAACAGAGACGUCGCCGCUGUAUUCACCUGGGUGACAUAUUGGCGCACAAACAGAAGCGGUAGCUUUGGGUCAAGAAUGAGAGCAAACAGCAACGUAUCGAGCAAACUUCCCCAGAUAAUAACGUAGGUGCCUAUGAUAGCGGCAAGUCCAGCACCAUAAAGCCGGCAAUGGACCACACGGUCUAGAAAAUCAGCCCAUAGGCACACCUCAAUGGAAAUUGUAUUGACCAGCCCGUCCAUUGAUUACCGACGGCAAAGCGUUGCCAGGGGUUGUGGCUGCGCGCCCGAAGCAAAGGCUCCCAGGCAAGAAAGUCGUUGCAGCUGGAGAAUAGAGAGGAGGGGUCGACUUUGGAAGCAGUGGAAACAGUCUACAGUAGUCUUGUGAAUCAAAAG
This is a messenger RNA of [Torrubiella] hemipterigena, 5304 nucleotides long. The record is from the annotation of a GenBank genome assembly. NCBI's taxonomy places the organism in Eukaryota, Fungi, Ascomycota, Sordariomycetes, Hypocreales, Clavicipitaceae.